AUGGAAUUUUUUCUUACCAAAAGUGCUAAAACCAGAACAAAUUUUGUAAAAAUCAUUCUUUUCAGUAUUUAUGCAUCUCUGGUUUUGACGUCUGUUGCACAACUUCUGCCUGAAGAAGAAGUACGAGUUCUUGAAACGAUAUCAUCGAGAUUACAGAACAAAUACUGGAAUGCUACGCAAAGAUCUUGCCGUGAUGGUACUGGUUUUAACAUGACCAUUUGGGGUAACGAUGUCUACAGCAAUGUGACCUGUGAUUGUUCCUUUGUUAACAACACCGUUUGCCAUGUUACACACAUCCAGAUGAAGGGUUUCAAUUUGACUGGAACCUUGCCUGCAGAAUUUGCAAAUCUUACUUAUCUGAAAGAGUUAGAUCUAACUCGCAAUUAUAUCAACGGAUCAAUUCCUCCGAGCUUUGGUCGGCUUCGUCUUACUAUUUUAUCACUUCUUGGAAACCGUAUUAGCGGCACGAUUCCGGAUGAAGUUGGCCGCAUCACCACUUUGGAAGAACUGAUUUUGGACGAUAAUCUGCUUGAAGGAAAUAUUCCACCAAAUCUGGGAAGUUUGAGCAAUUUGAGAAGACUCCUUCUUUCUGCAAAUAAUUUCACGGGGACGAUACCGGAGGAAUUCGGCAAUCUAAAGAACUUGACAGAUUUUAGGAUUGAUGGUAGCAGAUUAUCAGGAAAGGUACCUAAUUUCAUUGGCAACUGGACUAAACUUAGAAGGCUAGAUUUGCAAGGCACAUCAAUGGAGGGCCCUAUUCCUUCUAUUAUAUCCCAAUUGAAAAACUUGGAAGAGUUGAGGAUAUCUGAUUUGAGUGGACCAACCACGAGUUUCCCCAAUUUUCAGAACUUGACAGCCAUGGAGCGGUUGAUAUUACGAAAUUGCUCAAUUACUGGUCCGAUCUCAGAAGAUAUAGGAGACAUGGAGCAAUUAAAAGAAUUAGACCUGAGUUUCAACAUGUUGAAUGGUCAAAUACCAAAUAAUCUUCAGAGAUUGUUGGGAAUAGACUUCAUGUUUCUGUCUCAUAACUCAUUAACUGGAGAGGUACCUGGUUGGAUUUUGGACAGCAGAUAUAAAAUGGAUGUAUCCUACAACAACUUUACAGAGUCGCGAGCAACUGGCUGCCAGUUCUCCUCUGUGAACUUAAUUGCCAGUCAUUCAACUUCCUCCAGUGACUCAACAAUAUGGUGUUUGAAGAGGGACCUCCCGUGCCCCGGAAAAUCCCAAUAUUAUUCAUUCUUUAUAAAUUGCGGAGGAAGAAGGAUUACCUUUGGAGGAAAUGAAUAUGAAGAGAACUUAAGUGCGGAAGGUUCGUCAUACUUUGAGCCUCAUGAUAGAUGGGCUUAUAGCAGCACGGGGCUGUUCAUGGGGGACGAUAAUGCCCAAUUUGUUGCAACAAACAAUUCUUCUUUGACAAUGACUGGUGCAGAAUUUUAUCAAACAGCUCGCCUCUCCCCUUCUUCACUUAAGUAUUUUGGACUUUGCUUGCGCAGAGGUAGCUACAGAGUGCGUCUCCAUUUUGCGGAAAUAAUGUAUACCAAUGACUCCACCUUUAGCAGCCUUGGAAGGCGGAUAUUUGACGUGGCAAUCCAGGGGGAGGUUGUUUUGAUGGACUUUGAUAUCGUAAAGGAAGCUAAUGGCGUUAGGAAAGGUAUUUACAGGGAUUUUAAUGUCCAUGUCAAUGGAAGUACACUGGAGAUCCAUUUGUACUGGACAGGGAAGGGCACCACAGCCAUCCCCGACAGAGGGGUAUAUGGACCCUUGAUAUCUGCAAUAGCUGUGACACCAAACUUUGAUCCUGAUACGGGGGGGCUAUCUGCUGGAGCUAUUGCUGGGAUCGUAGUUUCUUCAUGUGUGGUUGGGAUUUUUAUUGUAGCUGCACUUUGGAUGAAAGGUUAUCUUGGAAGAAAAGAUGUUGAAGAUAAAGAACUUCGAGCCCUUGAUCUACAGACAGGUCACUUUACUCUGAGACAAAUCAAAUCUGCUACAAAUAACUUUGACCAUGUUAACAAGAUUGGAGAAGGAGGAUUUGGCCCUGUGUACAAGGGUGUACUGUCAGAUGGUACUAUUAUUGCCGUGAAACAACUGUCCUCCAAGUCGAAGCAAGGAAACCGCGAAUUUGUUAAUGAAAUAGGCAUGAUAUCUGCUCUACAACACCUCAACCUUGUCAGGCUCUAUGGAUGCUGUAUAGAAUCAAAUCAGUUGCUUCUUGUAUACGAAUAUCUGGAAAAUAAUUCUCUUGCUCGAGCACUUUUUGGUCGGGAGGAACAACGGUUGAACCUUAACUGGUCUACUAGAAAGAAAAUAUGCUUAGGAAUAGCUAAAGACUUUGGUUUGGCUAAGCUUGAUGAAGAAGAAAACACCCACAUCAGUACGAGAAUUGCUGGAACAAUAGGUUAUAUGGCUCCCGAAUAUGCGAUGAGGGGUUAUUUGACAGACAAAGCAGACGUCUACAGCUUUGGAGUAGUUGCUUUAGAAAUUGUCAGCGGCAAAAGUAACACCAAUUACAGACCAAAGGAGGAGUUUGUCUACCUUCUUGAUUGGGCUUAUGUCCUACAAGAGCAAGGUAAUCUUUUAGACCUCGUGGACCCUAUUCUCGGUUCAAACUAUUCUGAAGAAGAGGCAAUGCGGAUGUUAAAUUUGGCACUGUUGUGCACAAAUCCAUCUCCUUCACUUAGGCCGUCCAUGUCCUCCGUGGUGCGCAUGCUCGAAGGCAAAAUCCCAGUCCAAGCACCAAAAAUUAUGCAUCGUACACCAAGCGAGGAGAUUAGAUUUAAAGCCUUUGAGAAACUCUCACAAGACAGUCAAACACAUGUAUCGACAUACUCACAGGAUACUGAGGAUAGUAAGGAGCAAAAGAGUAUUUCGAGAGGUGGACCAUGGAUUGAUUCGUCGAUCUCUUCUUUAAGUAAAGAUGAAACUCAGGAUCAUUCUGCAGCAAGUAGGCUUCUUCCUGAUCUUUAUGAUGUAAAUUUAGAUUGA
Messenger RNA from Fraxinus pennsylvanica, 2982 nucleotides. Lineage: Eukaryota; Viridiplantae; Streptophyta; Magnoliopsida; Lamiales; Oleaceae. The record is from the annotation of a GenBank genome assembly.